AUGUGCUGUGGAUCAGACCGAUUAAACCAGAUCGAGUCAUCAACAUCUCCGUCGCCAGACAACAACCUCGUUACCAACACAGAAAUGAAUCACCUGAGAGUCGAAACAGAGGACACCUUCGCGAGCCUCCUCGAGCUUGCAGCGAACAACGACGUGGAAGGCGUGAGGCUAUCCAUCGAGAGAGACCCUUCUUGCGUAGACGAAGCUGGUCUCUGGUACGGCCGUCAAAAGGGGUCAAAAGCCAUGGUCAACGAUCAGAGGACUCCGUUGAUGGUCGCCGCUACUUACGGAAGCAUCGACGUGAUCAAGCUCAUCGUCUCCCUGACUGACGCUAACGUGAACCGACCCUGCGGCAACGACCAGACCACCGCGCUACACUGCGCUGCCUCGGGAGGAGCCGUGAAUGCUAUUCAAGUCGUUAAGCUGCUUCUCGCGGCUGGAGCGGACCUGAACGUUUUGGAUGGUGAAGGUCAACGUGCUGGAGACGUUAUCGUUGUUCCUCCUAAGCUUGAAGGUGUGAAGCUCAUGCUUCAGGAGCUUCUCUCCGCUGAUGGAUCGAGGAAUCUACGUGUCGUGACGAAUGUUCCGAACAGAAGCAGCACUUCUCCGACUCUAUCUCCCACCGAAGAGAACGGCCUAGACUCUCCGUUUAAGCUGAAGUCGACUGAGUUCAAGAAAGAGUAUCCGGUGGAUCCGUCUUUGCCGGAUAUCAAGAACAGCAUCUACGCGACUGAUGAGUUUAGAAUGUAUUCCUUCAAGGUGAGGCCUUGCUCGCGAGCUUACUCUCACGACUGGACCGAGUGUCCUUUUGUUCAUCCUGGCGAGAACGCGAGGAGGAGAGACCCGAGGAAGUUCCACUACAGCUGCGUGCCGUGCCCUGAUUUUAGGAAAGGAGCUUGUAGACGAGGGGACAUGUGCGAGUACGCGCACGGUGUGUUUGAGUGCUGGCUUCAUCCUGCUCAGUACCGGACUCGUCUCUGCAAAGACGGCACCGGAUGUGCUCGUCGCGUUUGUUUCUUCGCGCAUACGCCAGAGGAGCUUCGACCUUUGUACGCUUCCACAGGCUCCGCUGUUCCUUCUCCUCGCUCGAACGCUGACUACGCAGCUGCUUUGAGUCUGCUUCCUGGCUCUCCGUCUGGUGUCAUGUCUCCGCUCUCGCCGUCUGCUGCAGGGAACGGGAUGUCGAUGUCGAUGUCUCCUCACUCGAACAUGGCGUGGCCGCAGCCGAACGUUCCUGCUCUGCAUUUACCUGGAAGCAACUUGCAGUCGAGUAGGUUGAGGUCUUCUCUCAAUGCAAGAGACAUUGCUCAGGAGGAGUUUAAUAUGUUGGCGGAUUACGAGCAGCAGCAGCUUCUCAACGAGUUUUCGAACUCGUUGAGCCGUUCUGGUCGGAUGAAGUCGAUGCCUCCGUCGAAUCUUGAAGAUCUUUUCUCCGCGGAAGGGUCUUCGUCGUCUCCGAGGUUUACUGAUUCCGGUUUAGCUUCUGCGGUUUUCUCGCCGACGCACAAGUCAGCUGUGUUCAACCAGUUUCAGCAGCAGCAGCAACAGCAGCAGCAGAGCAUGUUGUCUCCGAUCAACACGAGCUUCUCUUCACCGAAAAGUGUUGAUCAUUCGUUGUUUUCCGGUGGAGGAAGGAUGUCUCCGAGGAAUGUGGUUGAGCCUAUUUCACCGAUGAGUGCUCGGGUUUCAAUGUUGGCUCAGUGCGUGAAGCAGCAACAGCAGCAACAACAGCAACAGCAGCAUCAGUAUCGUAGCCUUAGCUCCAGGGAGAUGAGAACAAGCUCAAGCCCGGUUGUUGGUUCACCGGUUAACAACAACAACUCGUGGUCGUCGAAAUGGGGAUCUUCAAAUGGUAAACCGGAUUGGGGGAUGAGCUCAGAGGCACUUGGGAAGAUGAGAGCUUCUUCUUCGUUUGAUGGUGAUGAGCCUGAUGUGUCUUGGGUGCAAUCACUGGUGACGAAUGAAGCCAAAGAGAACGUAGCAGCGUCGUCUUCAAACUCAGGGGAAAGCGUGAAGCAGCAGCCAACAGCGGUUGUUGAAGGAGUAGUGGAUCAUGCUGGUCUAGAAGCUUGGAUUGAGCAAAUGCAGCUCGAUCAGCUUGUGGCUCAGCAGAAUUGA
Molecule: messenger RNA, 2118 nt
Organism: Microthlaspi erraticum
Lineage: Eukaryota; Viridiplantae; Streptophyta; Magnoliopsida; Brassicales; Brassicaceae
Source: the annotation of a GenBank genome assembly